AUGGCUCACUCCUCUCACUCCUGGAGGGAGAUGACGAAUGGAGGGGGGCACCCCCUCAUCACUAACGGAGGUCAGAACGGGGGUUCCCACAGCGCCGUGCGCUACAUGGUGAAGAAACAGCAGCCACGAAGAUGCAGGUCGUCCUCGCCAAUGGGCAGGGUCAUCCUCAUCAACGCACCUGUUGAUGGAGGCGAUGAUAGUGAAGACAUUCACACAGUGACAGUCGAUAAGAGUCCUGAUGGGCGUCUGGGUUUUAGCGUCCGCGGGGGUUCUGAACAUGGACUCGGCGUAUUUGUCAGCAAGGUGGACGAUGACAGCUCUGCAGCGCAGGCUGGGUUGACUGUGGGGGAUAAGCUGGUGGAGGUGAACGGGGUCAGCAUGGAGAGCAUCACCAUGGGUAGUGCUGUGAAGGUCCUGACGGGCAACAACAGGCUGAGGAUGGUGGUGAGACGGGUGGGCAAGAUUCCCGGCAUCCGCUACUCCACAGAGAAGACCACAUGGGUGGAUCUGAUUCACCGUCGGAUGGUGGUGGAGGAGAGCGGUUGCACGCCGUCAGAGUCCGGUUCGGACGGCGCUCUCCGCCGAAUCGUGCAUCUGUUCACCACGUCCGACGACUACUGCCUCGGCUUCAACAUCAGAGGAGGCAUAGAGUUUGGACUGGGGAUUUACGUCUCGAAGCUGGACCCAGGUGGGCUUGCAGAGCAGCAUGGUAUCAAAAUGGGCGAUCAGAUCCUGGCAGCCAACGGUGUCAGCUUCGACGACAUUACCCACAGCAACGCAGUGGAGGUCCUGAAGAGCCACACACACGUCAUGCUGACCAUCAGGGAAGCUGGUCGAUAUCCUGCAUACAAAGAGAUGGUGGCAGAGUAUGGCUGGCUCGAUAAACUUGCCAAUGGAGGCCCUGCUCCGUCGUCACAGGGUUCAGACUCCAACUCCUCGGCCUCGUCGUGGUCCUCCAGCACCCCCGUCAGCUCCCUCAGCGGUCUCUCCCAGCUCCUGUUUCCUCCUAGCUUUGGCUCAGAGAUGGUAGACGUUGCCAUUUCUGCACAAGACCGCUCUCGACGUCCAAGUAGCACUGAGCACACCGCCGACAUCGCCGUCCAGACCGACCCUCACACUCCACCUCGCCGGGAUCGUCCCUCGCCCAGCGGACCGCGCCCCGAGAGGCCGGCCGCCACGCAAACCAGCCGGACGGUCGGCGAGACGCUGCUGCUGAAGGACACCGUCAUACGUGGGAAAGGGGAGGGGCCAAAGGAAGCGGGAGGAGCUCAGGAGGGAGCAGGAGGACGGACAAGAACGCCGUCGUCCGGAGACAAGGAAGUAGAGAAGCACUCGCCGAAGACGGCGGCGCUGAUGGCCCUGAGCAGGCCUCGGAAGCCAAUCAGACGCUCCCAAAGCCACAUCACCGUGUCAGAGGACAGGAAGAAGAAGACGAAGCAUCAGAAGCAGAAGAGCCCAGCAGAGGGUAAAACCAGCCUGCAGCGCUCCAAAACCUUUGUCAACCUCUUAUUCAGGAAGGAUCGUAAAGAGAAGAGCCGCUCCAAAUCAUCGUCCCAACAUGCUGACAAAGAUAAGGAGCGGGGCUGCUCAGUCCAGCUUUUGAGGGACUCGCGGACUGGGAGCCCUCUUCCCCGACCCGAGACCCUGCAGCACGUGGAGGACAUGGCCGCAAAGCUGCUCUGCCAGGACGAGGCGGCCGCGGUGAUGAGACACUGCCAGCGAUUUUUGUCUGACGCUGCGAUCGAGGAUUUAGUUCGUCCCCUGCUGGCUAUUUUGGACCGGCCAGAGAAACUGCUGCUGCUGAGAGAAAUUAGGAUGCUGAUACCCACGACCGAGCUGGGCCGCUUCGACAGCAUGGUGAUGCCUUUUGAGCUGGAGGCGUACGAUAUUCUCAAGAGUCGCUCAUUACGUUCUCCAGCUCUGCGCUCCCCCCGCGGUGGAACUCCCCGCCGUCACCUCAUCACCCCAAUCCCAGACUCCAGAGGUGGAUUUCACCUUCAGCCUGUUCAGGACACAACGCGAAACCGACAGAUGAUCGAGGAACUGGAAAAACUGCGUGUGUCCGGACGCCAGUCGGGUCACCUGGCGCCGUCCCGUGCAUUCACCCCUCUACUGGACGUACCUGUGGACGGCGGCGCGACCUCUCCUGUGCGCUCCCGCUCCCUGAGCCCCUCUCCCGCCCACAGCGUCCUCCUCACAGAAUCGCCACUCGUCGGCCGGCGUGGACGGCAGCCUCGCCGCUCCCCGACCGCGCUGUUGUCCGUGUCCGAUCGAGCGGAGGCGGAGGCGGCGGCGGCAGCGGCUCCUGAACGGGGGAGGUCACCUGUGAGGAACGGGCGCGGGAGAGCAAGGAGGGAGGGGAGUCCCGACAGCGUGGAGGCCAGGCUGAGCCGACAGGAGGACUACACCGAGGUCAGGGUGAACGUCCCCUCGCAGCGCCGAGCCAGACCGCCUCUGGCCGAGGUCUUUGAUCCACAGACGGAGAGGAGCCCGUCCACAAGUAGAGGGAUCAGCCAGCAGAUCAACGGACAGUCACAAAAUACUAAAAGAACAAUUUUGCUUCCUGAAGAGUAUGAAAUCAAGACUUUGAACAUCUCCAAGGCCAACCCGUCACUGGGAAUCAGCAUCUCAGGAGGAAUGGAGUCCAGGGUUCAACCCAUGAUAAAGAUUGAGAAAAUCUUCCCGGGAGGAGCAGCGUCUGCAAAUGAGGAUCUGAGGGCGGGAUGCGAGCUGCUGUCUGUGGACGGCGAGAGUCUGCACGGAGCGACUCUCCAGCGCGCCGUGGACGUGAUCUGUCGCUCAUACAGCAACAAAGCCAAAGACCCCAUGGUGUUCGUGGUAAAGGAUCCCAAGACCCUCACGGCCCCUGCAGGCCCCAGGAGACCCGCUGACUGA
Salarias fasciatus (jewelled blenny) is the source of this 2895-nucleotide messenger RNA. RefSeq names its product PDZ domain containing 7a (gene pdzd7a). The coding region runs from base 1 to 2895 and encodes 964 amino acids. NCBI's taxonomy places the organism in Eukaryota, Metazoa, Chordata, Actinopteri, Blenniiformes, Blenniidae. Gene Ontology annotation, cellular component: plasma membrane; stereocilium tip; cilium. The record is from RefSeq and is a predicted model, not a curated record. Gene Ontology annotation, molecular function: protein binding. The transcript has 15 exons. Gene Ontology annotation, biological process: sensory perception of sound; auditory receptor cell stereocilium organization.